UUGCGCACGCGCACUCUGUCCCCGGUCCGGCCCGGCUGGGGAGGAAGAUGCUGCUGCUGCUGCAGCUGAGGCGGCGGUUGGAGGCGCGCAGGCUAGGCCUCCCUCGCUCGCCGUGAUGCCGGGUGUCCCCUCGGCGUCGUCAGCGGCGUCGCCAUUCCUCGCCGGGCCGGACCCGGAGGAGCGCUACGACUUCCUCUUCAAGCUGGUGCUGAUCGGCGACGCCAGCGUGGGCAAGACGUGCCUGGUGCAGCGCUUCAAGACCGGGGCCUUCGCCGAACGCCAGGGCAACACCAUCGGCGUGGACUUCACCAUGAAGAGCCUCGAGAUCCAGGGCAAGCGGGUCAAGUUGCAGAUCUGGGACACAGCUGGUCAGGAAAGGUUUCGGACCAUUACUCAGAGUUAUUACCGAAGCGCUAAUGGAGCUAUCCUGGCCUAUGACAUCAGCAAGAGGAGCUCUUUCCAGUCUAUACCUCGCUGGAUCGAGGAUGUGAGGAAGUAUGCAGGCUCCAACAUAGUACAGUUGCUUAUUGGAAACAAGUCUGACCUAAGUGACCUUCGGGAGGUUCAGCUAGAGGAAGCUCAGAGUCUGGCUGAACGCUAUGAUAUCACCUGUGCCAUUGAGACAUCUGCGAAGGACUCCAGCAAUGUGGAGGAGGCUUUUGUAAAGAUGGCAACAGAGCUUAUGAUGAGGCAUGGAGGCCCCAUGUUCAGUGAGUCAAACACAGACAGCAUCAAACUUGACAGCAAGGAUGUAGUAGAAGGAUGGGGGUGUGGCUGCUGAUACAGUUUAUGAAAUAUCUCUUUCAUUGUGACUGGAAUCUAGAGUGUACCUUCCCUUCCCUGCUCUCCAGCUGCCACUCUCUGAAUCUGUAUCAUCCACAUGCUGGUGUCAACGUCCUUCAAGCCCAGUGCAUUCGUGGGUUAGACAUUAACAGUUGCAGGUUGUUCUUAAUUCUGAAAGGACUGUUAUGUAAAGCUAGAAGUUUGUGGCAGUUUAACUGCGGUAGUGUCUGUCAGGUUCUCCUAACAGGAAGCAGAGCAGUUUGAAAAUGAGUUGUACACAGAGAACUUACUGAGAUCUUUCUGUACAAAAAGGGCACGGACAGGGAAAUGCUGCACUGUCAGUUGUAAAUCCUUCUGUGUGGGAUCUUCUCAGUGAAAUAACACUUCUGCUUUUAAGUGAGCAAGGCCUCAUUAAACUCUCAACAUUCCACCAAGUAUUAGAAACCAGACAGGGCUACACUGUUUUUCUGAAUGGGUGUUACAGAUAUGAAAUACUUGAGUAAUUUUCACAUAGGACAAAGCAACUGACAUUUGUCCAGAAUGAGGAACCUCCAUAGAAGUUAGGUUUCCCUAGACACUGAAAUUGCAGCCUAUGUGAAGGGAGAGGAUAGGCUUGCACAGACUCCCCCCCCCCCUUGUUCUUCAGACAACUAGAGAAACCAGCAUUAGCAGUACUGUACAUCUAUGUAAUGUAAGAGUCAGUAAUUUACCUUGAUAUCCACUGCAAAAAACUUGGCAUAGUCAUUGGAUGUAGGACUCACUGAUUUCAGUGGAAUAUUAUUGGAAGUAAAUGCUCAUUUUCAAACAAAAAGGUUUAAGAUUCCAAUAUUAGGAUAGAUAUGUUAAUCCUCUAUUUUGUACCUUCUCAAUAUUUGUUGAACGUAAUAUUAUGGAUUUUUAGUCCUCUAGUAUAUUAAUUUCAAAAUGUGCAUUCAAUGCCAUUAGAGGAAAUGAUAUAUUUUGAAUAUCUACUGUUUUCUUAGCCAUCUUCUUUUUAAAUUAUUAUAAAAUAUCUAAAACAAUUGAAGGUUAGUCCUAUUGCACAUGCUGAUGAAUAAUAAUGUUGUUGGCACAUUUUUCUUGCUUUUUUUUACAUAGGUAGGAUGUUAUUCAGACUAGAACAGAAGGACUCCUUUGGAUCUCUAUAUACUUUCACAUACUUUAGAAUUUGCAUCUUCUGAAAUUUCUCCCAGCCAGUAUUAUGUUAAAAAUUUUAUUACUAUGUGUGUUGUUAGGUGUAACUCAUAUCUGAUGAAUUUUCUGGAAUGACCAACCACCCAUGGUUUGAACUCCCUAUAAAUCACACAACGACUGCUUCCUUUCAUAAUAAUUUUGCUCCAAAUACAGGCAACAUUUUAUGAUUUGUACAUUAUUCCUUUCAUAUGAUUUGUACAUUUACCCCUUUUGUGCAAUUGAGUUGCACGUGGUGUAUCACCUCCGUACUGAUGGAAAUUUUUUAAGUUUUGCUACAAAAUCUGCAAUCUAUUAUUCAAAAAUGUUAUGAAUGUGAAGAAAAUGCAGAUUGAGAAGUACAACAUUCAUCCAGAUCAUUAUUAUUGGAAAUAUCAAAAUAUUCAUGAUGAUUUCCAUGAGCACAAAACAGACAAUCAUUAUAAUGCUGAUAAGAUGUCAGAUAUCUUUUUUAAAGACUGUAUGGUUCAUCAGAAUUAUCCUACACAAAAUACGAAAAGUUGCUAUCUAUUUUGAUUUUUACACCAUAUUUCAGAUGACUGUAUAAUGAAUGUGGUGUAUUCUAACUUUUUCCAUGAAAGAAGUACCCAAAUUGGGCUCUGUUUAUUGCAUUCUUAUUUAUAAUGUCAAAAGAAUGGCUUUAAUUUCAAGUGUUUAAAGAUAUAAACAAAUACAGAGGCCUUAACGUAGUUAUUGGGAUGAUUGUCACAAAAUUCAGGGUGAUGUAGACUGAGAAGGUUUUUUCCUAAAUAGCAUUUUAUUACAAGAUUCACACUGUUGGAUCCAGACUGUAAAUGUGCUGAUUUGCCAGCAGUUAACUAUGCACUAUCUGUGAACUAACAGAAAACAAUUGAGGGCUGUCUAGCUCUGCUAACUGUGUGAGGAACCAAUGCCAUUAUAAGUCUGUGAUCAUUUUGGGUUAAGUAGAUAUGAGGAUGGAGCCAUAGUAGUUUUCUUUAAAGAGUGUACAGUUGUCUUGUGGCAGGCAGCCCCUGUAGACAUCCCCUAUAGAAGUCAGUGCCGUAGAGAAGAGAUCCAAGUCUGUAUUCACAGGCACUUAGACUGGAAUUUGCUUCUAAAAUGAUAGCUUGUAAAGGGCAGGUUUAGAGAGCCCCUUGUCGGUAAAAAUAAAUUAAGCACUUUGUCCUUUUUAAAGAAAAAUAGAUAAGACAUUUCAUUCAUAUUGUAGAAAAAAAUCCAUAGGUGCCUAUUGUAGAAUGGAGAUGGAUGGCCCAUCUACCCCCUCCCCAUCCCUGGAAAACUAUAUGGUCACCCCACACAAUUUUUGCCCUCACACCCUCCCUCAUUAUGUUGACACCCAAAAUGGCCAAUACUGCCUGAAAUUUUCAGGAUAACAAUUGGCUAUUUUGCCCUUUUUUUCACCUCCCUGCCAUAAAAAUGUGUGGUGUUGGACUUUAAGGUGGAAAUCAGUGUCAAGGGCUAUGCUUUGAAUCUCCUUGUGGAGAGAAAAAUGGGGUAUAAAUAAUGAUGAUGAUGCUUUGUUCACCCCUGCCUUAACGGAUAGGUAACACUGAUUAAUUUAUAGUAAAUAUGUUGAUUGUAGAUACUUGUCUGAUGAAGUAGACACCUGAUUGGCCAGAUCACUGUGUUCAUAGGUAUUGGCUAGCAACCAUAGUACAUGCAAUCUGUAUAGUUCGGUCACAUGUAGAGACAUUGUUUCUUGCCUAAAUCAAGUUACAUUAUUAUGACUUUCCAUUAUCAACAUUCUUUUUAUUGUUAGAUCAGGACACAACAUUUUACCAAACCAAAGAUACUUUCUUGCUCUCCCCACCCCCAAACAACAUGUCAUAAACCAAUAAAGCAACAGGCUUUGCCAGAAUUAAUCUAGUACAGAAUUAGGUCCGUAAGCAAACUUUGGAAUUAUCAGUGGAAAGUUAUAGAACACACAAGAAUUGGAUAAUUAUACUGGAUAAGAGAUCAUUUACACUGUCGGCAGCUGUUUACCUAGAUGAAUAAGUGCUUCAAGUAUGCCACCAUUCUAUCAUAGAAAGCAAUAAUCUGUGGCAUAUAAAUAGUUUCUUGUUGAAAAACAUUGAUAUUUAAACACUUCAUAAGAUAUAUACUAUACUAUAUUUUGCAGUAGAGUUAAAAAACUAACAAAUUGGCUCAAGAUUGGGUUGUAUUUGUGUCUAAAAUAAUUUGGCAGUUCAGUAGUAUAAGUGUGCAGUGACCACAAUAAAUUAGUAAUGAAGUUAGAUAGUUAUGGCGUAAAUAUUAGAAAUUUGUUUCCUAUCUGAACUCUUCUUUAAAAAAUCAGAGUUUUGGAAAGUGCUCUGCUUGUAGUAGGUAGCUCUCAGCCUUAAAACCAUGGAGUAAUGUGAACAUUUCUAUUAUAAGGUGUAUGAUGUAGAUUACCUAAACUAUUUCCUUAAUGGCCUUAUAGGCCAAAAUCCAAUUUUUGCUAAACAGCAAGCAAAAUGCAGCUCCUAAGACUGAUCACCCCCAGUGGUUGUCCAAAUAAAUAGUAUUUUUCCAGACAACAUAGUUUUUUUAGAUAGCUACCUUAGGAAACUUUUGACAAAUUCAUUUAAUGCAGAGUCUAUGCAUAUACUUGUUAUUGUGUAUUAGUAUAGUGCCUUCCCUUUAAAGUUUUAUAAAAUAUCUUAAAGGAUACAAUGCUGGAAGUAGGUAGACUUUCACACCUAGCUAUUUUUGUGACAAUAAGAAUGGAAUGUAAAUGGGAACAAAAACAAACUACGUUAAUAGACAUAAUAGUGGAUUCUGAGUGAACCUUGAGGGUGACUGUACAUUCCAUAAAUCAUGAAAAACUUUUCAUAUCUCUUUUUCCUAUGUGAAACUGAGAAACGUAAAUCUGAGAGGACCUAUAGGGUUGUGCAAAGUGCUGCCACAAUCCAUUGUUUUGUCCACCCUCUAAUGUCAUACUAGAUUCCCAACCUGCUGGUUGCCCUUGUCCGUUUUCCUUUCUUUCUCCCUCUUCCAUCCUGGCUCUUUUUGCUUUGGCUUUCCAGCGAUGCUGCUGCUGAUCUGCACUGUUAUUCUUAACCUUUUCAAUAACUAAAAAGUAAGAGCAAAAAAAAUUGAAGACUUUAAUUAAUUUCUUGAACUGUCAGGAUUUGAAGAGGGAAGAAAUGUAAGGAAUUGAAUCUAAAUAUAGAUACAGUACAUUUUGUCUUUCUUUUAAACUAGAGCACCAGCGGGUAAGUUCCACUGAAAUCAUGAGACUUCUACAAACAUAUGUUUAGGAUUAGAGUGUCUGCCUCACUUAAAUACAGUCCAGAAUCCACAUUAAUUUGUGUAGCUCAGAAAGUAAGUUACAGGGUAAAUACUGAGACAAUCUAAAAUGAUUUGGUAUUAUAAUAUAGACAAUGCUUAUAUAGUUCUCUUUACUGUUUUGCAUUUUGAAAAAAUAAAAAUGCAUGAGUGAUUCACAUGCAUGCCCUUAAUAUAUAGAUAAUAGUCAAGGGCCUUUUGUUGGUAUUGUGGUAAGAAACAGUAGAGAAGAUUUUUUUUUCUUCCUCUAAGUGGUUCUCAGACAUUUGAGGACAAUCUGUUUUGAUGCCUAUUUUUUAGGUUUUUAGAUUCCUUGUGCUAUAAGUGAGCAGUGUUUCCUUUUUUGAGAACCCUCCUCACUCAAAUCUUGCAAGAGGGAUUUCCAUGUGAAAGACCAGAUUUUCAUGCAUACACGAUUUUACUAAAUUGGGAAUCACAUGGAGAGAUCAGUUCAUGAUGCCUUCCUGUAGUAUGGUGCACUUUCCAGAUACAUUCAUGUGAGAGCUGUAUCUUACCUUCACUGCAGUGCAGUGAGAUGCCUAUCUCAUUGUGGCAUUGUUCAUCUUACUGAACAACCUGUUUAAUCUGGAUAGCUUGCAAGGGGUGCCACUCCUUUUUUGCAAUGUAACCAGAAUUCUGUGUCCGAUAAUGAGCAAGAUUUUAUAAAACAAGAGCCUGUAUUUUGGAUAUGAAAGGCAUUAAUGAAACAGGCAUAGGCUUCCUGUUUUGUUUUUUAUCUGUCUUUUGCAAAAACUAUUUAAUAGUCUAACAGUAUCGGAAACACAAUAGGGAAAUAUACUGGCCCUAAUCAGAAGAUUAGCAGUGCCUAAAAUUGCAAACGAGUGUACAUGUGCUUGAUAGUAAGAUUCACUGAUGUAGUGGGAACGUAUGCCUGUACAUUAGGACAGUAGCUCAAUGGCAUACUUAAAAUAAAUGUGAUUAUUUGCAACUGACAGCGUUCUGCUAAAAAUAAUGUAAUUUAGAUAAAGGUUUCUCAAGAUUGCAUGAUAUAUUUUUUAAACAUGAGAACCAAUUAUUGGAUGUAAAAUGGUCAGCACAACUAGCAUUCCUGGCUUAUAUUGCCUAACUUUGCUUCUGAUGUUCAGCUCAGGACUGACUAUGAUGCCUGACUUCUUCCCUUCCUCUAUGCCUGUUGAAAAUAUUACUCCCUUCUGCAGUUAUUUUCCCAUUUUUGGUGAAAAGAUACAGGGACACGCUGACCCAAGUGUGACUCAUGUGCAGGUAUGAGCGUAUUGUCCCGUUGAUCUUAAUUUUAGUCUUAAGUCUUAUAUUUUAGUCUGGCUGUCAUGUCACCUGGCGGUAGAACCUACAGAAAGCAAAACAAAACUAUAGAUUCAGGUAUUUUGUGUAUUGUGUUGGCACAGAGUGAGAUCUGAUAGAGUACUAGCUCUAUUUUUUUGAGUGAGGAAAUACUUUUAGUUACAUCUCUUAGUGAUAAAUACUGACAGUCUCUGGAGGUUCCUCAUGUGCUCUGUAUUGUCAGCGACAUUUCCUACUCUGUAAUAGUGCCUCGCUUGAUGAUAUCAGGUGGUUUAAAAAAGGAAAAGAAAAACCCUCAUGUCCCAGGGACAUAGAGCUUCCACUCGCUGUGUAAGAGAAGGCUUGGCUCACAUACUUAGUGGGGAGAAAGCUCUGAUUCAUAUUGAAUUUGCUCAAAUCAUUACAAAAGGACCAAAAGGUUUAAAGAACUCCGGUGUUACUGAAGUGUUCUGCAGUUUUAGAACAGUUUUAUUGCUUGUUAUAAUCAAGGUGUCUGGGAUGAAUCACAGAGCCCACCUUUCUGAUCACCGGCAACUAUCUUGCUUUUCCUUAGCAUGGUGUUCACCAGGUAAGGUGGAAUGCAAGAUGACAAGGGAACAAAGUUUGCAUACAGUAGUCAAUUUUGACGAUUUACUGUCACCUAUUUAUGAAUUUAUAUAAAAAAGUUUAUUUUUAAAAAUCAUGAAACCUACUUUUUUGUAAAUUUUAGCAAAUCUGUAGCAAAUCUGUUGUACUGUGUAUAAUUAAAAUGAGCAUUUGGCUAUUA
This is a messenger RNA of Anolis carolinensis (green anole), 7273 nucleotides long. RefSeq names its product RAB43, member RAS oncogene family (gene rab43). The transcript is spliced from 3 exons. Gene Ontology annotation, molecular function: GTP binding; GTPase activity. Gene Ontology annotation, biological process: vesicle-mediated transport. Bases 116 to 781 code for a protein of 221 amino acids. The record is from RefSeq and is a predicted model, not a curated record. Lineage: Eukaryota; Metazoa; Chordata; Lepidosauria; Squamata; Anolidae. Gene Ontology annotation, cellular component: Golgi apparatus.